AUGGAGCUUGCCGAACUACCGUUUCGACUGUUAGAAGAAAUUACAGAAGGUUUCUCCGAAGGGCGACUUCUGGGCACUGGCUCAUAUGGAAGGGUUUACAAGGGAGUACACAAAAAUGGAGAUGAGGUUGCUGUGAAGAGGCUUUCUUAUGAUCUUGAAGAUGAGCAGUUCAAGGAGUUACGAAACCAUAUGAGGCUCGAUCAUCCAAACAUUGUGCGGGUAGUUGGCUACUACGAUGAAACACAACACAAACAAGUAAAUUACGAAGGGAAAUUUGUUGUAGCGGAAGUGAGGCACAGAGCGCUCUGCUUAGAGUAUAUGCACAAUGGGAGUCUUCAGAAGCAUCUUUCUGGUUAG
Miscanthus lutarioriparius is the source of this 357-nucleotide messenger RNA. The record is from the annotation of a GenBank genome assembly. NCBI's taxonomy places the organism in Eukaryota, Viridiplantae, Streptophyta, Magnoliopsida, Poales, Poaceae.